Molecule: messenger RNA, 1878 nt
Organism: Tarenaya hassleriana
Lineage: Eukaryota; Viridiplantae; Streptophyta; Magnoliopsida; Brassicales; Cleomaceae
Product: disease resistance protein RPS4-like
Exons: 4
Coding region: 54-1793 (579 amino acids)
Biological process (GO): signal transduction
Source: RefSeq, a predicted model, not a curated record
UAGUUGAAGCUGAUGCAUAUCAAAGAACCACACAAACAAAACCUCCGAUUCCAAUGGCGGCUUCCUCCUCCUCUCUCGCAGUGCCGCAGCACAAGGUGUUCAUCAAUUUCAGGGGAGAGGAAGUGCGUAACAACUUCGUCGCACAUCUGGACAGGACGCUGAAAAGUGCAGGGAUCAAUGCCUUUGUAGACGGAGACGACGGGGUCGGAAAAGACAUCGACGAUCUCUUCGAGAGGAUCGAGGAGUCGAGGGUCGCUCUCGCCGUCUUCUCGAGCAAGUACACGACGUCUAAAUGGUGUCUGAACGAGCUCGUGAAGAUCAAGGAGCGUGUGGACGAAGGUCAACUCGUGGUCAUUCCCAUCUUCUACAAGGUCGAGCCUUACACGGUGAAGGGACUGAAGGGAGAGUUCGGCGAACAGUUCUGGGAGCUGGUGAGAAGCAAUCUCGACAAGGCCCGGACAUGGAAAGAGGCUUUGGAGUUUGUUCCGAGGAAGAGGGGCUUGUCAUACGACGGCAAAAGCAACGAGCGUGAGUUCAUAGAUUUGAUGACCAAGAACGUCGAGCAAGUGCUACUCAAGAUACCAGAGGAAGCAGAAGCGGCACGUGUGAUCGGUCCUCAAGAAACAGCAAACCCAGAAAUAAGCCUCGUGAUGAUGGAGCAGAUCCAUUCACGAUGCAUUUUUAGGAAUCACAACGAUCUGGACCAAGCUGUGAAGGAUAAGAUCGCCUCUUGUGCCCAAAGGGAGAGCCAGGAUUUUGUCUCAGAUUCCUUGCUCUGCACCCGCUUUCCCGGACGCGAAGUACCUUCGUGGUUCCAUCAGAAAGCGAUCGGAUCGGGGUUAAAGCCAAAGCUUCCUCCACGUUGGUGUGACAAAAGGCUUUGUGGGAUAGCUCUCUGUGCUGUUGUCUCGUUUCAGGGCACCCAAGAUCAAACUGGCCGUGUAAUAGUGAAAUGCACUUGUAAGUUCAAAACUGAAGAUGGGUCUUGUACCAACUUUAGCUGGAAUGUCGGAGAUUGGACAGAGCCAGGAAAGGUCGAGCAGCCGGACCAUGUCUUCGUAGGUUACACCAGCCGCUCUCAUAUCACGAAACGUCUCGAAGAGAAGGGCUCGAGCGGAUCAAUUCCUACGGAGGCUCUCCUCGAAUUCAUAGUGACAGAUGAUGAUACAACUGAAGUAGUUAGAAAAUAUGGCGAGGUGGUGAAGUGUGGCUUCAGCUUGGUUUACGUGGAAUCAGAGAAUGUCUCAUGUGAACGAAACAGUUACGAGGGUACAAAUGAUAGAUCAGACAGCAGUUCACAGAGAAUGUCUCCGGUGGGAAGAGCGAGUUUCAUGAUCUACGCCAGGGAUCUCUCCAUUGAAUGGUCUGAAAGCAAGAAGCGCUGGACAUGGAUUUCUGUCAAGGAGAAUCCAAACGACGAAGCCAUUGAAGUGGCGAAACUGAUAGAAGUGUACUGGCUGGACAUAACGGGGAGGUUCAUGAUGAGCGAUCUAACCAAGGGGACAACGUACGAGGUGGUGUUCGUGGUGAAGAUACAAGAUCCGGCCGAGGGAUGGCACGUGCCGGUUAACGUGAAACUCACUCUUCCCACUGGAGAGAACCCUGAACGGAAAGUGAACCUGAGAACGCAGACGAGAGGCCGGUGGCUCGAAAUCCCCGCCGGAGAGUUCGUGACGCCGGAGAACGACGACGAUGGAUAUGUCGAGUUCUCGAUGUAUGAGCAUAACACGACGGAUACUCCCAAGAAAGGCCUCUUCGUCAAAGGUGUUGCCAUUCGCACCAAAAUCCAAUGACGUUGUUUUCACCAUAUUAGAAAUUACGUAAACAUGAACUUGAUGGGAUUCCGAUCGAGAAUCCGCGUUAAAUUAAAAAAAUGAU